AUGCUCCGACGCUACACUCGCCCCGCCGUCUCCGCGGCCGCCCGCCCCUUCUCGGCCGCGCCAGCGGCGGAUGGGGUGGCCUCUACCUCUGCCGGCCAAAAACGCAGUGGCGGGAACACUCUCGGGAAGCAGCUCCUGAGCCUGGUGUACGCGAAGCGCAGCGCCAUCGUCACUAUCCGGCAGUGGAAGGAGAAAGGGAACCAGGUGCGGAAGUACGAGCUCAACCGAAUCGUUAGGGAGCUCCGCAAACUCAGGCGCUACAAGCACGCCCUCGAGAUAUGUGAAUGGAUGACUUUAGAACAAGAUAUCAAGUUGUUACCUGGUGAUUACGCUGUCCACUUGGACUUAAUCGCGAAAGUCCGAGGUUUAAACAGCGCAGAGAAGUUCUUUGAAGAUAUGCCUGCUGAAAUGAGAGGCCAACUGACCUGCUCAGCACUUCUCCACUGUUAUGCCCAGAACAAACUCUCUGAAAAGGCGGAGGCUUUGGUGGAGAAAAUGAAAGAAUGCGAUAUGCUGAAGGAUCCUCUUCCCUUCAACCACAUGCUCUCGUUGUACAUUGCUUGUGGGCAACUCGAGAAGGUUCCUAGUGCAAUUGAAGAGCUUAAGAAGAACACCAAACCUGAUGCUGUCACUUACAAUCUUUGGCUAACGGUUUGCAGCACGAACAAUGAUGUUGAGACUGCGGAAAAGGUCUUCCUCGAGCUGAAGAAGGCGAGAGUAAUUCCCGACUGGGUAACAUACAGCAUUCUAACCAACCUGUACGUAAAAAAGGGACUGUCCGAGAAGGCAGGUACAACUUUAAAGGAGAUGGAGAAGAGGAUUUCACGCAAAACUCGAGUUGCUUACUCUUCUCUUAUCAGCUUGUACACAAACAUGGGAGAUAAGGAUGGGGCCCGUCGGAUAUGGAGGAAGAUGAAAUCAUGCUUCAGGAAAAUGAAUGAUGCUGAAUAUACUUGCAUGAUAUCUUCGCUCGUGAAACUUGGGGAGAUUGAAGAAGCUGAGAAGUUUUAUACUGAGUGGGAGUCAGGUUCUAAUACUGGCGACCCUCGGGUUGCUAACUUACUUAUCGCUGCUUACAUAAACAAUAACCAAAUUGAGAAAGCAGAGACCUUUUGUGAUCGGGCCAUUCAGAAGGGUGUCGAUCCAUGUUACACUACUUGGGAGCUCUUUACAUGGGGCAGUCUAAAAGGUGAUCAUAUGGAUAAAGCUUUGGAGUAUCUGAAAAAGGCCAUUGCAAGUGUUAAAGAGUGGAAAUUCGACAAGAAAUUAAUUGGAAAAAUGCUGGAGAAAUUUGAGGAGCAAGGUAAUGUAGAGGGCGUGGAGGAAUUGUUGGCUGUGAUCAGGAAAGCCGGGAAGUUGAAUGCUGAGGUCUAUAAUGCGCUUCUCAGAACCUAUGCCAAAGCAGGUAAAAUGCCACUCAUCAUCGCUGAGCGGAUGGAGAAAGAUGGAGUGCACUUGAAUGAAGAGACCCAUGAGCUUAUAAAGAAGACGAGCAAUAUGUGUGUGAGCGAAGCUUCAUGCAGAUUUUCUUAAAUCAGGAUAAGGCUUAAUCAUGAGACGAGUGAAUGACCAAUCGCUAGAUGGUCCUUGUAGAAUCUUUGAACACUCUGCUUCACUAGUGAUUUUCACCUAGAAGCAGGAGUGAUUCAGUGCAUCUUUGCAACAAUAGGCUUGCCGAACUCAUGCUAAGGAGGUAAGCACUUGCGAUGUAAGUUCAACAUAACAGGUUCAGCUUGAGAAAAAGGAAUCCUUUGGCAGACUAGUUUAUUGUCCUCUGCACACGGAUAUGUAACUUAUGAGAAUUAGGGAUUGCAUACAGUCGUUGUCACAGAUAGAGCCUGUCAUUGGUAGUUGGUGUUUGGAAUGUAAGCUUUUAUCCUGUAUUCAAGUUUUGAACUGCAUGACGGAGACCUUACAUAGCCAGUCAUUUACAGCAUGUGUUGACACAACUUUAGUUCCGGAAACAAGUAAUGCUUUCUAUCUUUCGUAUCGA
This is a messenger RNA of Punica granatum (pomegranate), 1993 nucleotides long. Lineage: Eukaryota; Viridiplantae; Streptophyta; Magnoliopsida; Myrtales; Lythraceae. The record is from RefSeq and is a predicted model, not a curated record.